AUGGAAAUGCAGAGGGAAAUCACGGCUAGAGAAGACCGAAUCAGUAAUUUGCCCGACGCAAUUCUAAUUCACAUCCUCUCAAUGUUGCCGGGGUGGCACAAUAAAGAAGUUCUGAGAAGCAGCGUAUUAUCUAGACGAUGGAGAGAGCUUUAUUAUUGGAGGAAUUGCCAGAAAAUCCGAUCAUUCAGGGUCUGGCGCCUUAGGUACGAGGAUCGAUUUGCUAAAGAUAUUGAUUUGUGGGUACAUUUUGCAAUUAAAGUUGCUAAUGUUGAAAGUUUUGAACUUGGAAUUAUCGAUACGAAUCGCCAAAGAUAUGAGCUUCCUCAAUUUGCAUAUAAAAAUACUUCAGUGAGGAAUUUGGCUUUAUGGUACUGCCAAGUCAACCCUUCUGGUAGUGUUAACUGGAGUAGUCUCGUUUCUCUUUCAUUUGGGUGCCUGGAAUUGACGGAGGGUGUCAUAGAAAAAGUAUUAUAUGGUUGUCCUAACUUGGAGCGCUUGAACCUUGAAGGUGUUGGGGGAAUUCAUCAUUUGGAAAUCAGCUAUGUGAAGCUGAGAGAAUGA
Nicotiana attenuata is the source of this 561-nucleotide messenger RNA. Its product is annotated as F-box protein At5g03100-like. NCBI's taxonomy places the organism in Eukaryota, Viridiplantae, Streptophyta, Magnoliopsida, Solanales, Solanaceae. Gene Ontology annotation, molecular function: protein binding. The record is from RefSeq and is a predicted model, not a curated record. The transcript has 2 exons. Bases 1 to 561 code for a protein of 186 amino acids.